UUCUGUCGCUCACUAUCACUCAGUCUUCUGCUGACCAACAGCUCUGGUUAGUUCACAAACCUCAUGAACUCCGCUUGAAAUUUGACCUCAUUUUCUCGAGAAAAAUAAAAACCCUCGGUCACAUUUAACGGGAAACGCAAAGGCCCAAGAAAGAGAAGGAAAGAGUUAGCGUGGUUGUGGAAUGGGAUCGGGCGCCGCAAUCCCCCAAUGGACCUCAGAGCCUUGCAUCAUGGGCAUCGAUGAAGCUGGCCGUGGCCCUGUUUUAGGUCCAAUGGUGUACGGAUGCUUGUACUGUGCUCGCUCGUAUGAGAAGACUCUCUCCUCUUUGAAUUUUGCAGAUUCGAAGACACUGAAAGAAGAGAAGAGGGAGGAAUUAUUUGAGAAUUUGAAGGUUGACAAAUCCAUUGGGUGGGCUGUUGAUAUCAUAGAUCCAAGGGAACUUUCGGCCAAAAUGCUGAAGAAAAAUAAGAUAAACCUGAAUGAAAUCUCACAUGACUCUGCCAUUGGCCUUAUCACUAAAGUCCUAAACAUGGGAGUUCUUCUAACUGAGGUUUACGUGGAUACGGUGGGAGAUGCUGAGAAGUACAGGACUAAACUGUCUGAAAGAUUCCCUGCUGUCAAGUUUGUCGUUGCAAAGAAGGCUGAUAGUCUUUAUCCAGUUGUCAGUGGGGCAAGCAUAGUUGCAAAAGUCACAAGAGACAGAGCUUUGCGGGACUGGGUGCUUGAGGAAACAGCUGAUGACUUGCACAAAAACUUUGGUUCUGGAUAUCCUGGAGAUCCAAAUACUAAGGCCUGGUUGCAACAUCACAAACACUUGGUUUUUGGAUUCCCAACAUUGGUCCGUUUCAGCUGGGGUACAUGCACUCCCUAUUUCAAAGACAUUGUUGAAGUCUUAUGGGAAUCCAAUGAAAUGGAUGGAGAUGGUUCUAGCAGUGCUAAUGGCAAGCGGCAAUUGAAAUUAAGUAAUUUUGGUGUCACAAAAUCCAAGAGAAAGAUUGAAGAAAUUGAAUCAAGUGACAUGUUUCGUGAAUCAUGUGAUAAUCCAGGGACAAAGUUCAAGUGUGUACGACUUAUAAACGACUUGGAGUUAUGAAAUCUGGUACGAAAGUUGAACCUUGUGUAUUUGGAGAUCUGGUCCUGCCGUUAUUUCCAUUCUCACCAAUACUAGUUGAUCUGCCGUUUGCACUUCCAUGACUGUAUCCAUGUUCAAGUUUGCCGCUAUGUGCUAUUCUGCUUCUGCUAUUAUCACUAUCAUCAUCACUACCAUUGCUUCCAUGUCCAUUUGCACCUUCAUCUUCUGUGGUGGUUUCCUGCAUAAAUUCUGCAACGUAUUCUUUUAGAAGUUAACCAGUACCGAAACUUGUUUGACAAGGUCACAGAUUUCUUUUUGCCAUUAGGAAAUCAGAAAACUUCUGUAUAUAAAUUUUUAGUUUUUAAACUUUUUAUUUUAUCUGGCAUUGGGGGUGGUUGAAUUAUUCUCAAAUAGAGCGACUUUCUUUUUGGUCCAAAAACUUGUAGAGGAAGAAGAGUUCGAAAAGAUUGUAAUGGUAAUAGACUCGAUUGUCAAUUCUGUUUCAAA
Messenger RNA from Prunus mume (Japanese apricot), 1579 nucleotides. RefSeq names its product Polynucleotidyl transferase, ribonuclease H-like superfamily protein. NCBI's taxonomy places the organism in Eukaryota, Viridiplantae, Streptophyta, Magnoliopsida, Rosales, Rosaceae. The record is from RefSeq and is a predicted model, not a curated record. Gene Ontology annotation, molecular function: RNA-DNA hybrid ribonuclease activity; RNA binding. Gene Ontology annotation, cellular component: ribonuclease H2 complex. Gene Ontology annotation, biological process: DNA replication, removal of RNA primer; mismatch repair.